This is a messenger RNA of Saccostrea echinata, 519 nucleotides long. RefSeq lists its product as uncharacterized. Gene Ontology annotation, molecular function: nucleic acid binding. The record is from RefSeq and is a predicted model, not a curated record. NCBI's taxonomy places the organism in Eukaryota, Metazoa, Mollusca, Bivalvia, Ostreida, Ostreidae. The coding region runs from base 1 to 519 and encodes 172 amino acids. The transcript is spliced from 3 exons.
AUGACGGGAAGUGGAGAACUCGUUUAUACUGAUAAGAAGGAGAGAACUAACAGGAACCUUGAUAUCUGUGUGGCUGACUGUGGAGCUAAAGCGGUAGUAGUGGUCAAUCGGUUCGGGAAACUGAUAUCCAGAUAUGAUGGGCGUACUCCUGCACCCCUUCAUAAAGUAUUCAAUCCAAAAAGAAUCAUCACAGAUAGUCAGAACAGGAGGCACCGAGUGUGGCGACGACAACGUGAACGUUUCCAUGAUACCAACAUAAAUGAAUAUGACCGUCAUGGUGGUGAUUCCAUCAUGGUCUGGGGUGGAAUCAGCAGGGAUGGAAGAACAGAUCUUCAUGUCCUGGAGAGAGGAACAAUGACGGGGGUGCGGUACCGGGAUGAGAUCCUCGAUGGUUACGUCAGACCCUACGCUGGUGCUGUUGGCCCUGAGUUCAUCCUGAUGGAUGAUAACGCCCGUCCUCAUCGCGCCAGGGAGGUGGAGCAGUACCUUCUGCAGGAGACAAUUGUCCGUAUGGACUGA